Vespula pensylvanica (western yellowjacket) is the source of this 1256-nucleotide messenger RNA. RefSeq names its product glutaredoxin-3 (gene Grx3). Bases 143 to 844 code for a protein of 233 amino acids. The record is from RefSeq and is a predicted model, not a curated record. Lineage: Eukaryota; Metazoa; Arthropoda; Insecta; Hymenoptera; Vespidae. The transcript is spliced from 3 exons.
AAACCUCCAUGAGAGCGAUAACUCCGGUCGCGUAGUCGUGAUGCUCGUGAUUGCUCGUCGUGUGUUCCCAAGAACGAGACAUUUACCGGUUAACAUUUGUCUGGAAUAAUACUUUUUUUUUCAUUGUUCUAUUAAAAUAUUAAUGGGUGACAGGAUGACUGUCACCGUUUUAAAUACGACACCGGAAUACGUUGAAUUCAUCAAGUCCAAAGAUCUAUCUGUUAUUCACUUUUUUGCACCAUGGGCAGAACAGUGCAAACAAAUAAACGACGUUCUAGAAGAAAUGAUAUCAUUGACAGAGUACAAAAAGGUCAAGUUUGCGAUGAUAGAGGCAGAGAAUUUACCUGAAGUUUCUUUAAAAGCUGGCAUCGCCGCCGUACCAACAGUUUUAUUAUACAAAGAUGAAGAAAUAAUAGAUAGAAUCGACGGAGUUAAUCCUGCGUUGUUGAUCGAAAAAGUAAAAAAACAUUUAACCACCCAAGACUCGGCUCGUGCCGAAGUAGUAUCGCCAAAGGAUACUCUAGAAGCCAGAUUAAAGAAACUUAUAAAUCAUGCACCUUGUAUGCUCUUCAUGAAAGGAAAUCGUGAACAUCCACGCUGCGGUUUUUCAAGAACUAUGGUCGCUCUCCUCGAUUCUCAUAGAACGGAUUAUCAGACGUUCGAUAUACUCCAAGAUAACGCAGUCAGAGAAGGUUUGAAGAAGUUUAGCAAUUGGCCGACUUAUCCGCAGUUGUAUAUUAAUGGCGAACUUAUCGGUGGAUUAGACAUCGUAAAAGAAAUGAGUGAUUCGGGUGACCUAGACAGUAUGUUACCUAAAAAGAGUGUCUCCCAAGAUAGAAGUUAAAAUAGGACCACAGCUAACUAAUUACGUCUACAUUUCCUUAAAUUAUCUAAUACCACAUUUUUAUCUACAACUGGAAAUAAUUUUUAUUUAAAUAGUUCGAUGUUUAUGAGUUUACGAAAUUCCAAAAUUUCAAAACGCACGUUUAUUUGUUGAUAUUUUCUAUCUAAUGUAUAUUAUCUAGUAGAAGAUUAUAUAUCUCAUUUUCACCUUGUUAUGUAAAAUGCCAAGCAUUUCGCACGAACACGAAAUGUACUUUAUAACUUAAUUCUUUUUUUUUUUUGUUGUUAUAACAUUGAAUACAAAAAUAUUAAAAAUUAUUUAUAUUCAUUUAUUUAUAAAUUCAAAUGCAAAUUACAAAUUGCACUCUGUGUAAUUGUACAUAAAUCAAAUAAAAUGUCAGUUUUCCAGCUAA